This is a messenger RNA of Aspergillus tanneri, 4908 nucleotides long. RefSeq lists its product as uncharacterized. The transcript is spliced from 9 exons. Lineage: Eukaryota; Fungi; Ascomycota; Eurotiomycetes; Eurotiales; Aspergillaceae. Bases 1 to 4908 code for a protein of 1635 amino acids. Gene Ontology annotation, cellular component: chromosome; cytoplasm. Gene Ontology annotation, biological process: double-strand break repair via homologous recombination. Gene Ontology annotation, molecular function: 3'-5' DNA helicase activity; ATP binding; four-way junction helicase activity. The record is from RefSeq and is a predicted model, not a curated record.
AUGGUGUGUGGCCCCCGAGGUUCUCCGCCAUUUAAAAAUCGCGCCCAUCAAAUCCCACACGCCGAUGCUGUCCAGAUUAGCGAGAAGUUGGACCAGGCGUUGGUUGGAAUACCCGUACAACCUGAUGGUUUAUUAUGUCGGCGGGAUUCCCCGGGCUGUCAGUACAUAGGAAGAACAAUUGAGAAUAUGCGAAAGCACUGGCGCACCACCCAUGGAUGGUCCCAGUAUCCGCAUGGUGGUCGAGUAAGCCGUGACGAGCGCGUGCGUGCAGAUGCUGAGCUGCAGCGAUCCUUUAUAUCUGUGACAUGCCAGCAGAUAUUCCCAUCGCGCAAAGGAUCGCAUUAUAUUCACAUCCGCAAUCCAAAUGAGAACGACGAACCGGCGAUCCCCACAGAUGAUAUCCAGGUUGCUGUCCAGGAGCUAGAGAACGCGUGGAAGGAGGCGCAGUCCACGCCGAGUACAAUUCAGGCAUCUGAUAUUACCGACGCCAACCCAUGGCUGCGCAUGACCCGGUGGUCCGAGUAUUUAGAAGGAAUCGCACCAAAGGAUCUAACCGACAGCGUGGCGCCGCCCGAGGAAGAGCCCACAGAUCCCGUGGAGCAGGGCGUGCGCCACAUUUGGGCCGCCAUGGAGCAGGUCGUGCGCAAGAGCCAGCGCGUGGUCCAGCACAGCGGCCAGGCAAUCUGCAUUGAAGCCAUCCGAUCUGAAAAGGGUCAAACACCAUAUCGACCGUUGCAGGCCGUUUAUCGCGCGCACCCAGGCGCCACACGGAUGGACGAGUCCCCGUACGGGAUGACAGCACGGCAGCGCAAGAAAUGGCGGCAGUUAUGGCACCUCGCCACUACCCACCGGGAUAUUCCCGGCGAGCCGCAGGACGACGACGCAGCGUGGCGCAUGACCCCGAUCGAAGGCGCGUGUUUGGAGUUUUGCAUCGAGUUGCUAAACCAAAAGCAGCGUAGCCAUGAGUACGAGAGCGUGCUUGUGGCGCGCUUUAUAAUUGUCCAGAAAGCGCUUUGGUUGGAUCCGAAUCCCGAGGAGAUUAUCGCGGUGUGGCAGAAGAAGAGUAACUGCGCGCAGUGGGUGCUCGCCAGCGCCGACGACGAGCUGGAGGAUAUUUAUUCGGACGAGGGAUAUUACAGUCAACCAGAGCAAAGGCAUCCCAUCAUCGCCCCCACAUCGCCCAUUACCAGCAGUAAUCCCCAACCGAUAGUGAAUAUCCGCCGGCAGAAUCGCGGGAAAACAUUCCAGGAGCACGUGGAGUGGAUGGUGCAGCGGUUUAUGGUGCGUGGCACCCACAGUCCAAUACAAACGUUGCAGGAUUGGCGCACGUACGGGUUAAAGAUCCAUUAUAAUACCACGGCGCCCGGGCACAUUACAUGGAACCAUGGCGACGAGCUCGGAUACAAGCAUAUCACAUUUACCAUGGGCGAUUUCCGCGGAUUUGUCCAUGGAUUGGUCGGGGCCACACGCCAGAUAUUCGCGGGAAGACAUUCCCAGUAUUCCAUGGCACGCGAUCUACGACGACCCCACGCAGGCCACGGUGGGAUGGAAUUUUUGCGGGAUCAGCGCACGCAAUGGCCGGUGGGGCCCAAGUGGAUGAUCGGCCGGUUGCGGGCCGAGCCGGCCGUGCAGAAGGAGUUUACCGUCCGGCGCCAAGCCCGACGGCUGCACAUGCCGAAGGUGGCGCAGUAUCUGGAGCGCGUGGCGCGAUUUAAGGAGAAAUUAGCAGUGCUUGUUCACGUGGUAUCCGGCCAGCCGGCUCGCGCACCCGAGUUAUUAAGUAUUCAACAUGUGAAUACCGUGGCGAAUCGACAGCGCAAUAUCUAUAUCGAGGACGGGAUGGUGGCGUUGGUGACGGCGUACCACAAGGGGUUUUACGCGAGUAACGAUAUAAAGAUCAUUCAUCGAUUUGUGCCACGGGAGGUGGGUGAAUUAAUUGUGUGGUAUUUAUGGUUGGUAUUACCAUUUGUGCAGCAACUAAGCGCAUGGCAUGCGAAGCAGACGCAGGGCACCACGGCGCAGGGCAUGCACGCAACGCAGGGAACGCACGCAGUGCAGGGCACCACCACAGCGCAGGGCACGAACGCAACGCAGGGCACGCAGGGAAUACGCGCAGUACAGGGCACCACCACAGCGCAAAGCACCACCACAGCGCAAAGCACCACCACAGCGCAGGGCACCACGGUGCAGGGCGCUCACGCAACGCAGGGCACGUACACAUCGCAGGGCACGUACGCAGCGCAGGGCACCACGGCACAGGGCAUGGACGCAACGCAGGGCACGCACGCAACGCAGGGCACGUACAUCAUCGCAGGGCACGCACGCAGCGCAGGGCACGCACGCAGCGCAGCGCAGGGCACCACAGCGCAGGGCACGCACGCAGCGCAGGGCACCACAGCGCAGGGCACGCACGCAGCGCAGAUCCGCGAAGAUGCGUUUUUAUGGGGCCCCGACCCCGGAACCCGGCGCAAAUGGACGUCCGAGCGGUUCCGGGAGGUGUUAAAGCGCGAAACCAAGACCCGGUUAAAAGAAGCCAUUAAUAUCCAGUGGUAUCGGGAUAUCGCCAUUGGGAUUAGCCGACGAUUUUUGCGACCCACUGCCGCGUUUGCCAGCAACAUGACAGGAGGAGAGAGACUUGGCGCAGGCUGUGUUAAACGCCGACACCGAGGAGGGUAUGGACGAGGAGCAGUGGUUAGGCCAUAUUGCAGACUUGCAGGCGGCGCAUUCAUCCCAAUUGGCGGGUGGAGUGUACGGCCGUGGUAUUAUGGAGCAGCCCGGGACCACGGCACAUCGCCGUGCAAUGUUUCGACUCUCCAGCACCGAUUGGCACCGGUUUUGGGGUUUGCAUCCGCCGCGGAGCCCAGCCCGUUGGGGAAGCGCAAGAGAUCACCAUGGGAGGACGAAGCCGAGGAGGGCCGAGUGGUCCGACGUCACCGGUUAAAUAUCGCAGAUAUGCGCACCACGUUGCAGCACAUGACCGGGCAAGAGGAUAUCCAGUUCCGGGGCGUCCAAGCACCGGCGUUGCGCGCCAUUCAGGACGGCAAGAGCCCGGUGCCCAGUGGUACUACCAUUGUGGUCGUGCCAUUAAUAUCAUUGCGGAACGAUAUGGUGCGGCGCUGUCGCGAGUUGGGUAUAUCCUGCAUUGAAUGGGAUAGUCGACGGCCACCGGACGAAGCGACAAUUGUACUGGUCACACCGGAAUCCGCGGUGCAGGAGGAUUUUCAAACGUUUAUUAACCGGUUGCAGCAAACACGCCGGUUAGACCGGAUCGUGAUCGACGAAUGCCAUGUGAUAUUAAACGACCAAACGGAUUUCCGACCCGAGUUGCGACAGCUGGGGCGGUUGAACCACGCGCGAACCCAGAUGGUGUUAUUAACUGCCACGUUGCCGCCGCGGUUGGAGGCGAAGUUAUUCCGGCGCAUGGAGUAUUCCCGCGAGCAAGUCCAUAUAUUUCGGGACCGGACAAGCCGUCCCAACGUGGCGUAUCGCGUGUGGCGGCCCGAGCUGGCGAGCCGGUGCUCGCGUUUUAUCCGCGAGCGAAUCCAGCGCGCCAAGGAUGGCAAGGUGGUGGUAUACGGCCAUGUGGUCCGUCAGGUAGUGGAGAUUGCACGCGAGUUAGCGUGCGAGGCGUACUACAGCAAGCAGGUUGACAAGCCAUCUAUAUUACAGCGAUUUACCCGGGGCGAGGCGCGAGUAAUUACCGCCACCAGUGCAUUGGGCAUGGGUGUGGAUAUCCCCGAUAUUCGCAGUAUUAUCCAUAUUGGAACACCGCGGUCGUUGUUGGAGUACGGGCAGGAAAGUGGGCGAGCCGGACGGGAUAGCCAGCGCAGCGAGGCGAUUAUUAUCCAGCCCGAGGGCUGGGACGAGCCCACGCCGGAGACGCCAGAGGCCGUGGCGGAUCGCGAGUUGGUGGACGAGUACCUCGGGGUGGCGCCCGGGGUGGGAUGUCGACGGUUUGUAUUGGACGCGUACAUGGACGAAACAGUGAAUGGCUAUACGCGCCGAUACUGUCAGGAUAUUGAUUCCACCGAGGCACUCUGUGACGGCUGUGACGCCGAUUGGCUCGCGCAGGAGUCGGUUUGCAUGUCCCCGGACAGAUAUUCCCCGGACACCCGCAUGGACGAUCUCGCCAGCACGACAAGCCCACCACGCGAGAUUAGCGCUACGGGCAGUCCCCAUUCCCAUGGUAGUGGCGAAUUAUUUCCAUUAUCGCAUAUUAUACCACAGAGCACGCAGAAUAUCGCGCCAAAUCCCACACGCCGAGCACGCAAAAUAUCGCCCCCCAAUCCCACGCCCACGGUUAGUAUCGCCGAACGCCAGCGCCAACGGGUGCAAGACCAGCGCCAUGCAGCGCCCCGUAUUCAACACCAGGUGCAAGAUGCACGGCAGUGGUUGGACGAGGAAACUAUUGAAAACGAGAUAGCACCAUGGCAGAAAAAGUGCUAUAUUUGCACCAUUGCAGGACGGGAACGGAACGAACACGAGUUAUACUUUUGUCGUGGGCCCAAAAGCGACAAAGCCAAGGCAUGGGUUAAUCUAGUUCGCCAGUAUAAGAUUCCAUUCGCUAGAUAUACCGCUUGUUACCGCUGUUAUAUGCCGCAGACGAUCUGUCGACGAUGGGAGGUACUAGAUGGCCAUCCAACACAAACCGAGUGUGUAUAUAAGGAUAUAUUGGUCCCCAUGACAGCUGUAAUACUGUACGGCCCGUGGGAGGAGCAGAUCCAGCCACUAUGGCAGCGCCGGUUGCAGCAGCACGGGGUGGACGCAAACAACACCAUGCAAGUGUUGCAGUUUUUGGGGCAGGCCACGGAGGGAGCCAAAGGCCAGCACAGCCAGUUAUUCGCAUUAUUUUGCUGGCUAUGGCAGAUCUGCAAAGAAUUGGAGGGGAUCCACGGGGUUUGUGACUAA